AUGGCCUGCACAGGCCUGCGACCCAGCUUCCGCAAGCUCCUACAGCAAGCCUCGCGCACCCACGACGUCCCAUCAUUCCUCGUUCCAGCACUGUCUGGGCGCACAAACCGACACACAAAGUCACGGACAUUCUCAACGACACGCACGCAAUGCUCGCGGAUAGGAAGAGAGCCAAUAACAAUACCACCAGACGUCUCGCUACGCUUCUUCGACCUGCCCAUUGAAAAUGCACGGUCACGCAAAGCCGACACACCAACCUCUGCGGUCGAAGUAAAAGGCCCUCUCGGCAGCCUCACACUCGCGCUCCCACCCUACCUAACAACAACCCUCACCGACUCCUCCCGCAAACUCCUCACCCGCGUGCAAACUCCAACCCUCAAACACCAACGCGCCAUGUGGGGCACAAUGACCUCGCACCUCUCCAACCUCAUCUCCGGCGUGAGCGAAGGCCACGUCUGCAUCCUGCGCCUCGUUGGCGUCGGCUACCGCGCCACCCUCGAACCCACACCCUUGGUCCCCACCUCCAUCAUCGAGUACCCCAACCAGCCCUUCCUGAACCUAAAGCUAGGCUUCGCACAUCCAGUGGAGAUGGGCGUGCCAGAAGGCGUGAAAGCGAGUGUGCCGCAGCCGACGCGGAUACUGCUGGAGGGGCCGGAUAAGCAGGUGGUGACGCAUUUUGCGGCGAAGAUUAGGAAGUGGAGGCGGCCGGAGCCGUACAAGGGCAAAGGGAUUUAUGUCAAUGAUGAGACGAUCAAACUGAAGGCGAAGAAGAUCAAGUAG
Molecule: messenger RNA, 780 nt
Organism: Cyphellophora attinorum
Lineage: Eukaryota; Fungi; Ascomycota; Eurotiomycetes; Chaetothyriales; Cyphellophoraceae
Product: 54S ribosomal protein L6, mitochondrial
Exons: 1
Coding region: 1-780 (259 amino acids)
Biological process (GO): translation
Cellular component (GO): mitochondrial large ribosomal subunit; ribosome
Molecular function (GO): structural constituent of ribosome; rRNA binding
Source: RefSeq, a predicted model, not a curated record